UUUAAAAUAAAAAUUAUGAAAGAAGAAGCCAAAAACAGCUACAUGUACUGCACUCCUGAUCGAUUACUGGAAAGAUUAGUAUCACCAAAUAACGAAGGGUUUGAUGCAAAAGAACACAAGGCUAUUGUUCCAAAUGCAAAAAUUAACAGCAAAACUUAUAAAAUUAACGAAAACUCAGGAUAUGCAUAUUUAUCCAGAAUCCAAGAGACCCAAUGCAGCCAAAGGAAGAACUCAGAUCGAGUCAGAAUGAACAAUGCUAUUAUGAGCAAGUGAUGUAAAUAGUCCCGUGAGCAGUCAGUAUCAAAACUUGAGAUCUCAAUAUUCAAGAAGCAGCCAUAAGAAGAGAAUCUCAAAUCAAAUUUUUAAAAAGAGGAAAGGAAACUUAGUGGGCCCUAUAGAGUAAGUUUGCCUAAUUUCUGAUAUUUUUCGAUCUUCUUAACUUGCUUGAUAGAAGCAGAGUAAUUUGACAAAUAAUGAAUAGAAAAAUAAAGGACUGAUAGAAAUUAAUUCUAGCCAAGUUCAGAGUCAUUCUCAGCCAAGGGAAGCCAACACAAACGAAAUUCAGAUAGCAGAGAUCACUGACUUCACUUCAAAGAAGAGCUCUUUAGGC
This is a messenger RNA of Moneuplotes crassus, 610 nucleotides long. NCBI's taxonomy places the organism in Eukaryota, Ciliophora, Spirotrichea, Euplotida, Euplotidae. The record is from the annotation of a GenBank genome assembly.